AUGGCGUCCACCAUCCCGUCUAACCCGACCCCGCAAACGGUCACCCAGCUGCUCUCCAGGAUCACCGAUGCCGACCCCGAUUUUCGGUUUAUGGCCCUCAACGAUCUGCUCACAGUAUUCAACAUUGCGAAGCAAGACUUCCUGAAUCAUGACUACAAUACAGCAGCUCGGACGGUCGACCAUAUUGUCCGCGCCUUGGACGACCAGAAUGGCGAAGUUCAAAACCAGGCAAUCAAAUGUUUAGGGCCGUUGGUUAAAAAGGUCACCCCGCAGUUAGUUGCGCCGAUGAUGGAGAAGCUCUGCAAUUUGAAGCUGAAGAACUCUGUCGACAACUCGAUCCCGUCUAUGGCCAUCCGAGCCGUCGUGGAAGCCCUCCCUCGGCCGGCAUCCGGCGUAACGCCCUCUGGGGCGGUGAAUGAGGCAUACACCAGCCUCAGCAGGGUGCUUAUACCGCGCUUUCUCGGCCGCGCAAGCUCCUCUGGCAAGGCCGUCCCCGGCCUACUGGACCCCGAGGACCCGAAUGCCGAUUCUGUCGAUGUCCUUAUUGAGCUGGUCCGCUGUUUCGGUCCCAUGCUUCAGUCAUUCGAGAUCGAAGCUCUUCACAAUGCUGUGGUCACAAUCCUAGAGAAGGACAAGGGUACUUCAGUCGUGAAGAAGAGGGCAGUCGUCGCCAUUUCAAUGCUCGCCCAUUAUCUCCCUGAUGACCUCCUGGCUGCUUUCGUCCAACGUAUCACCGGCGCGCUGGGCCAGGCUCAACUGAACGAUUCUACGCGCCGGCUUUACAUCACUGUUACCGGUUCCAUGGCUCGGUCAAUUCCUUACCGAUUCGGUCUUCAUCUUUCCGAACUGGUGCCUCCCAUUCUUCGAGUCCUGAGCGAAGAGGAACUUCAGGCACAGCUUGACGAGAUCAGUGAGGGCGAAGAGGCGACCCUUGAGUUCAACGAAGUACGGGAGGCUGCCCUCGUCGCCUUGGAGGCCUUCCUGUCCUCGUGCCCUACUCAAAUGCGUAUGUUCACCAACGAAGCGAUUGCCGCCUGUCUCCGGUAUCUGAAAUUCGACCCCAACUAUGCGGUCGACGAAGACGAGGAAAUGGAGGACGAGGAAGAGGAAGAGGACGAAUUCGAGGAGGACGAUGAAUUUGAGGCUUCCGGGGGCUUCGAUGACGACGAUGAUGCCAGCUGGAAGGUCCGGCGCUGCGCAGCAAAGGGUUUGCACACCAUCAUUUCAACCAGGAGUAGCGGCGAUCUUCUUGACUGUGGCAUGCUCUACGGCACAGUCGCCCCUGCCCUCGUCAAGAGGUUUAAUGAACGAGAGGAGAAUGUCCGCCUCGAGGUUUUGUCGGCGAUGUCGCUGCUUGUCCGAAAGACAGGAGAAGGCAUGCUGCCCCCAUUUUCGGCAGACGGUGCUCAGAGCGAAUACUUGAAUCAGCCGCCUGCCAGCCGAAAGAGGAGGCGUCAGAGCAGUGCGGGCGGUCCCUCCUCUUCUGCCCUUUCUCUGACCCCAGCAGAUCUCUCGGGUACUGGCCUUACUUCCCCAACGACGGAGAAUAUCCCUGCAACAGGUCCACGUGCCGACCUGGCCAGGCUCACGCCAUCCAUCGUUAAGUCGUUGACAAAGCUGCUGAAGGGGAAACUUAUCUCUACGAAGCAAGCUUGUAUCAAGCUUCUCGACGAUAUGCCGUCGAGCGCUGCGUCAACGGCCGCGUCUAUGUCGUCCGCCGGUGGCGCAUCGGCAACUGCAACUACGUUGAGGAUUGCGGCACUUCGCCUAACGAGUGAUAUCUCCAAAAACCACUCUUCAACUGUGUUGCAACCUCACCUCCCCAAAAUUGUUGCCGGCGUGGUCGCCGUUGCUCACGACCGCUUCUAUAAGAUAUCUGGCGAGGCUAUCCAGACAGCGGAGGAAAUGAUUAAGGCCAUUACCCCCCCUCGGUCUCGUAUGACCGCUGAAAAGUUCAAAGGCGAACUCCAGACGCUCUAUGAAGUCGUCAUCGGCCGCGCAACGGCCAUUGAUGCCGAUGCCGAGGUUCGGCAAAAGGCGAUUCAUGCUCUCGGUACACUCCUAGCUCGGACAACAGGGUCGGAGGGAUCGUCACUGCUCCCAGACGACAAGCGCAAGGCAUCCCUUGCUUGCCUUCUGGAGAGGCUCAAGAAUGAAACUACCAGGCUGGCUGCUGUGCGCGCCAUUGAUACUGCUGCUGCAAUGUCGGCGGAUGCCGUCGAGUUUGAACCCCAGUGGACCCGCCAGGUCAUCGUUGAGCUGACAGCUCAGUUACGGAAGUCGAAUCGCUCGCUGAGAGGGUCAAGCGUCAUGGCGCUAAAGCAUCUCGUGUUAUCGCCCGCCACCAAAGGCACACUGGACGAGGCCACUGUGCGGAACGUCGUCGAUGCGUUGAUCCCCGUUAUCAAUGUCAACGAUGCGCAGCUGCUUGGCCCUGGUCUUCUUGUACUUGCUCGCCUGACGCAGGAGAUGCCAGGCAUCGUCAUUACCCCACAACUCGUUGGCGCCCUAUGCAUGUUGCUCCAGACAAAUGUUGUCGGCACGGUUCUCGAUUCCUUAUUGGUUCUCGUUACCCAAGCCGGGCUGAUGGGGCAGGGCAAGCCCUUGAUGGCAGCGUUUCUGAAAGACGUCGGUGUUGGGGGAGAUCCCUCCAUCGUUGGCAAAGUGAUAGGAACACUUCUUGUCGCCAGUGGAGAUUCGGCCGGCGUCACUCUGGAUAGCUUCGUCCGGGAGAUUGGCAAUGGGGGAGAUCAGGCAAGGAGCAGUCUCGCGUUGGCCGUCAUUGGCGAGGCUGGAUUGCGUCUCGGCAGCCGGUUCCCAAUUCAACCGACGUUGUUCUUGGAGCGGUUCACCAACGAGUACGACAAGGUGUCUCUCGCGGCCGCUGUUGCCCUUGGGAGAGCUGGAGCGGGCAAUGUCUCGGUCUACCUGCCCGUUAUCCUGAAAUCGAUGAACCAGAGGGGCAGUACGCAAUACCUGCUCUUGCAGUCGAUCAAGGAGAUCCUCCAGCAAGUUGCCCUCUCCUCCACUGAGAUUGGCCAAUAUUCCACCGCGAUUUGGGAGCAAAUUCUUGCUGCGAGCGACACUGAGGACAACAAGGCGGUCUGCGCCGAAUGCGUUGGACGCAUGGCCAUCAUUGAUCCGAAAACGUAUAUGCCCCAGCUGGAGUCCUUGUUCAAGCACGAAUCGGUGGUCCUGAGGGCUAUCGCAGUUCAGGCUCUCCGAUACACUCUCCCUGAUGACAACGAGAACUUUGAUGCAUUCCUCAAGAGAUUCCUUGUCGAUAUGCUCAAGACUUCGCUGAGUGAUACCGAGAUGGAGAUUCGUCGUCACGCUAUGUCCACGCUGACUUCGGCGGCGCACAACAAGCCUGAGCUAAUCCUGAUGUAUCUGAACCAGCUGAUGCCGUUUGUUAUGAACGAGACGGUGAUCAAGCAGGAGCUCAUUCGUGAGGUGCAAAUGGGUCCCUUCAAGCACAUCAUCGACGAUGGCUUGGAAGUGCGAAAGGCUGCGUACGAAACCCUUUAUGCCCUCAUGGAGACCGCCUUCUCUCGCGUCAGCAUCAUUGACCUCUACGAUCGGAUUGUCGCCGGCCUUACUGACGACAACGACAUUCGCGCACUGUGCAACCUUAUGGUGUCGAAGCUCGUCCAUCUCGACGCCGACGAGACCGUCCGCCGAUUGGACUCGAUUGCUGGUGGUUUCAGGAAGACGCUGUCUCACAAGCUGAAAGACAACGCCGUCAAGCAGGAGAUUGAGAGGCAGGACGAGGCUAACAAGGCGGUUCUACGCCUUACCCUCCUCCUGGGGGACAAGCUCAACAAGACUGCUCUUAACACGAGCGGCGCCCAAGCCGCGAGCGGCACGGCCGCGUCGAACCAGAUCUGGACCAGCUAUUGGGAGUGGGUCAACAGGGACUUUGCCAACCAGCUCAAGACCAUUCGGGACGAGAGCAAGACUGCCAAUGCGGAAGACAACUCUCCUCCGUAG
Chaetomium globosum CBS 148.51 is the source of this 3990-nucleotide messenger RNA. RefSeq lists its product as uncharacterized. Gene Ontology annotation, biological process: SCF complex assembly; protein ubiquitination. The record is from RefSeq and is a predicted model, not a curated record. Gene Ontology annotation, cellular component: nucleus. The transcript has 5 exons. Bases 1 to 3990 code for a protein of 1329 amino acids. Lineage: Eukaryota; Fungi; Ascomycota; Sordariomycetes; Sordariales; Chaetomiaceae.